GCCCGGCCCAGCCAGCCUGUAUCACACGGUUGACAUUGAGCGCGGGCACGGCCACGCGCCACGCGGCCCUGCAUAUAAAAGUGAAGCGUCCCCUCCAGACCCGCACCAGAUUGAAUCCCGCCGCCGAGCCGAGCCGAGCCGCGCCGCGCCGUCGAAACCGAAAGUGAUCGAGGAUUACUCCGCCAGUGCCCUCCGUGUUUAGUGCCCAGUAAGUGGAGGAGCAGGUCCACAGGGUAGCCCGCCCGCCUUCCAGUGUAGCCACCAUGUCUGCCGCCCAGCUGCUCGUCGGCGCCCUCCUGCUCGGAGUGGCGCACGCCCAGUUCCUGCAGGUGUCCUCCGACCCGUCCGUGGCCCUGCAGCCGCCGCCGCUGCACCAGGGAGGCUUUGCCAGCUUCUCGGCCCAGCCCGUCGCCCCCGCCUUCGUCCAGGCCUUGCCGCAGGCCCAGGCGCUGCAGCCGCUGCCCAUGCUCCGCCAGAUGCAGCAGCAGCAGCCGCUGGCCCACCACUCCGUGGUGAGGAACGCCGAGGAGGAGGCGCGCCUGCCCGACGAGCUGCGCAACAACUUCUACAAGAACCCGCGCAUCGCCGAGGGCCUGGCCAAGGAGUCCUGGUUCACGCCCGGCGAGGAGCAGGUCCUGGACCGCGAGGCCGAGAAGAUCCCCAGGGAGCAGGUCUUCAAGCUGCUCAAGAACGCCGGCCUGGUGCGCCGCAGGUAGACCACACCCCCCACUUGCCGACGUCCUAGCCGAACCGAGCGAAAUACUUCCUUAAAACAGUGCCCUGUUGACGUUGGGACGACCCCGUCAAGCUGGCAACGUUUUGAAAAAAUAUUUCGAAAGUCAUUUGCUGAGAUGAAUACCUUUCAGUAGUGUUGAUGGGAGGAGGAACUCCGCUUUUCGAUGUGAACACGCCCCAUUAUGCUGACUGAAAAAAUGCGGAGUGUGUGUGUCAAAAUCUCGAGGAAGGUUUACUGACUGUGAAAAUCGACUUUGCAUAGUUUUAACAUUUAAAAGUAUGCGAGUUCAAAUGCUUCUUUUAGCGUUAUUUCGUAAAUAAUCAAAAUUUAGGGCAAUUCGUCUUCUUCAGUACAAAGUUUGAUUUGUUUUUUAAAAAAAUCUGCACUAAUUAUUUGCCAUGUUGGCGUUUAUCGAUUUUGCUGUUAGUUUCUAGUGUAGAAAUCAGAUGAAGCCACGCGUUUGAAUAGCGCUUGUUUAUGAAACACGCUAGAACGACGCGAGGCUUCCCGUCUUUCAUAAAGUGCCAAUACCAAGUCACGUCGUUAAAGAGCACACCGCUGCUCUUUGGCUGGCCCAAUAUACCGUUCAUGAAAGAGAUUUCUAGGUCCAAAACUGCCACCCCCGCCGUGGCCUUGGUUCUCGCAAGUUUCGAGAUCUGUCCUGUUUGUGAAAAUUUAAUGUCUUUUUGUAUGUAUGUUUUAUAAACGUUCGUAGUCCUAAGAGAACGUAAAUUUAGUUUGUAUUUUUAUUGUAAUUUUAUAAAUAGGCAUGUACAUAUAAUUUUGCUCAUAAAUACUGUAAUUGUGUACGUGUGUCUGGAUGUGUCUGUGUGUGAUAGGCCUGUGUGCAUGUGUGUGUGCGCGCGCUUUUCGCGAAUAUUGUAUGCCUGAUUCUGAAAAAUUGUUGAGUAGUGUAAGUGUGACUGAUAAAGCGUGUACGUAAGUAAUUGUACUUGCAGAAUCCCAUUGACUCUUGACUCUUUGAUUACCAUGUUCAUACCUCGUUCGCAUCAGCGCUCAUUGUAAAUUAACCAACACAAUUCUUCACCCUGUGCCGCAACAUUCGAAAAGAAAGGAGAAAGAUGAAAUUAAAGACUAUGAAUUUAUGGUGUCACUGAA
Molecule: messenger RNA, 1855 nt
Organism: Thrips palmi
Lineage: Eukaryota; Metazoa; Arthropoda; Insecta; Thysanoptera; Thripidae
Exons: 3
Coding region: 264-716 (150 amino acids)
Source: RefSeq, a predicted model, not a curated record